AAUUGUUUAUAAAAUGGGAACAGGUUCGAGCAAGUUUAGUGGUGAUACUCUCGACAUAAAGUUUGUAGGACGUGAUGACGAAUUAAAACGCGUAGGACUAUUAUUGAAUCAACAGAAAACAUUAAGACUACACGGGAUGAAAAGAAUUGGAAAAUCAAGAUUUCUUGCUGAACUAUAUCGGAGUGAGCGCGAUUCCGGAACUCUGUGUAUUUUUAAAGAUUUUGAAAUGGAUAAUACUUUAUCACCAUGCCAACAUUAUAAAUGGUUCCGUGAUAUGUUUACUCUAUCUGGCUGUCAUGAAGGAUUAGCUGACUUCAUCAGUAAAUUUCCUGAUGAAAGUAUUGCUUGUGGUGCAUGCACUAAUUGUGUUCAAGGAAAGCUGUGUCUUCAUAGAAGAGAAUACAUAGACCAAGCGAUAAACUGCCUAACAGAAAACCUACAUUCUUGUAAUAAAAGAUAAUUUUUUCUUUGACAAUAUCGAUAAGCUUAUUGAAUCAGAUUUGAAAGAAUCAUUUUCACAUUUAAUCGAUGAUAUCAGCAAAAAUUGUUCAAAUGUAAGCAUUGUAUUUUGUCCAUGCGACAUUAUCAGCGUUCACAAAUCAUUCGAAAGAAUUUGUCUUGGUCCACUAGAGAAAAUUCAUAUUUUGCAAAUAAUUUAUCUCAUGACUGAAACUCCGAAUGAAUCUGUGGGCGAAUCUACCCAGGAGUGGGAACAUAAAGAAGAUAGUUGCUAUAGUGAACAAGAAACAUACGCUCAUCUAUUUAAAAAGGAAAAUGAAUAUUUUACUCCAGAGAAUAGAGAAUGUAUGGAAGAGAUAGCGAGCUUAUGUAACGGCCAUCCUGGAGCUGCAAUAUUAGCAGGUUCAUUACUCACAGAGGAUUGUGGGCUUUUGACUCCCGCUGAACUGAUGGAGAUGAUUAAAACGAUAAGAUCAAAAGUGCAUCAACCUGGUGAUAGUCUAUUAACAGGAAAACCGGUAAGUAAUAAGCAAUGUGAUUGCGAUUCACCAAUGCAUCAAUUGGAGCUCAUCUACAAAGAAAUACUACAUGAGGAUGAUAAACAAGAUCAUAAAGUGAAGGAUGAUAAACAAGAUCAUAAAGUGAAGUGUGCAAUAGAAAUUUCAUGUGUUAUCUGA
Molecule: messenger RNA, 1136 nt
Organism: Ruditapes philippinarum (Manila clam)
Lineage: Eukaryota; Metazoa; Mollusca; Bivalvia; Venerida; Veneridae
Exons: 3
Coding region: 663-1136 (157 amino acids)
Source: RefSeq, a predicted model, not a curated record